Molecule: messenger RNA, 5784 nt
Organism: Schistosoma bovis
Lineage: Eukaryota; Metazoa; Platyhelminthes; Trematoda; Strigeidida; Schistosomatidae
Source: the annotation of a GenBank genome assembly
AUUGGAUAUUGGAUCUGCUAGUGACUAAACCAAGUGUUGCGUUGCAUGCAUUACCUCGUGUGAGGUGGGGUCAGAGUGUUUUUUUUGUGUAAGGUCACACAUUUACGUCUAGUUUAUGAACUUUCGGUCAAUAUUCAUGCAACAAUAUGCGUCAUUAUGAUUUAAGAUGCCUUCAGCACUUUUAUGAUGAUCUCAUUAGUAAUAAGCUUAUAAGCAUCUUCACUAAUUGAAUUAUCUGAACCCUACUUCUUCCUUGGAUUUUUUUCGUGGUUAAUUAGACUGUCAUCCUCAGUUCAGACAGGCCUCCGAUUCUGUGAUAAUUUCAGUUAUUUCAAUGAGGGGUUUUAACUUUUCAUUGAUUUAACGAGUUCGAAAUUCAUGCCGGCACCUGUAUUUUGGAAUCUGAAGCUGUCUUAUUCUCGCACUGUUGUUAAUCGCUUUCAUCAUAAGGUUUAGGCACAUCUUGUGUACUUAUUCGGACACUUUCAAUAUAUUUGUCACGAGCUUGUAUAAAUCGAUUGAUUCCUUUGCGCUCGUUUAUUUUAUGCGGUUCCAGCUAUUUGGUAAUGUCCAAUAGUUAAUAGUCUGGCCACUCGACUGCAGUAAUCCCAGUCAGUUUGGUAGACAUUUGUGGACUUGUAUGUUUUGUAGUUUGUGUGUGUUGGUCACAGGGGUCGUAGAGCUUCUGUAUAUCAACAGCUAUCAUAUUGCCUGGUAGGUUUGUUUGUUGCAAUGUAAAAAUAAUAAAGUGAUAAUUUGAGUCAUAAGAGAAGACUAUUGUUAUAAGAGCAAAUAAGUAAGUCAUUUAAUUUGUGUUUCAGGCGGUGUGAAACGUAAGGGGGAAAAUGAGAGAAAUGAAAAUAAGAGAGAUAGGAAGUAUUACUGAUAUUCAGUAAUAAUAGUCGUGUUAAAUUAUAAAACAUUCAUAGACACAGCUGAUUCAAGAGAGAGAUGCCAACUCAUAGGUCAGUUUGUGUUUGUCAAGUAUCCUCUGGAAGCUAUCCACUUAGGGGGCUGCAUUUACUUCGCUCAGGGGAGCAUUUUAAUCGGGAACAACUCUUAAUGAGUAAAUGUGAGAACGUACCUGCGUGUUUUUUCAAUUUUCAACCUUUCUAGGGUUAUUUUGAGGAGGGUAGUGGCAAUGUUCGUGUAGAUUCCGUGUUAAGCUAACUUAGCGUAUCUAAUAAAUUGUAUACCAUUACCAAACCACCUUUUAUUCCUUUAAACUUCAGUAAGUAUUCCCAAAUGUUUGAAUAUCCUGGUUUUUAAGCAGAUUGCCUAAAGUAUGUCGGCCAGUUUCGUGCAAACUGACCCCUAGGUUUUUUUCUUGCAUAGCGUGUCUCAUUAGUUUGAUCAUGGUCUUUGAGUCUUGUACUGCUGGUUGUUAUUUAAGUUAAACGACACUAAGGUGUGUUCUCUCUGGCUUUCCCGAUGUUGUCUAACGAGGCAAAUAAUUCCUAAAGCAUCACAAAUCAUCAGGCCCAGUUGACUUACCUGCUGCCCUUGUUAAAGAUAGUGGCGACCUAAUUAAGGAACUGAGUGGGUUGUUUACGGUCUGAGAACUAGAGUGGGUUCCAAUAUCAUGGAAUUAGCCGAUAGUUGUCAUUUCUGAACUAACUACCGUGGGUUAAGUCUACUUCCGGUCGCGUCCAGAUUAUUGGCUUCCAUCAUACUUCGUAGAUUGUUCGAAACCUGAGAAAUAUUAACUCUUGAGGAGCAGGCUGUUUUUCUUUCUGAUUGAGGAUGUUUUGAUCAUAUAUUCACCUUCCAUCAAAUGUUAGAACGCUGUCAUACUUAUUACACAUAAACAAACCUAAUGUUUUUUGACAUUAGGGCGGCCUUCGAUUCGUUGGACAGGGUUGUUCUUUGGGAUUGUCUAUUGAUGGUGUGCCUGAGAAGUUGAUUAACAUUUUUAAAGCCAUAUAUACUGACACUUCAUACAGAGUGAGGACAUACAACCACCUCUUUUCAAAUUUCUCAUCAAGGACAUUCUGGAAACAACUCUGAUGGAAGUAGUUAAUAGUGGUGUGGAUCUGUUACCCGAAGAAGGCUUCGACCUUGAGUAUGCGGACUAUAUUGUCUUACUGUGUGGUGAUACCCAAGCCAUACAGUUCGCACUUAAUCAGUUGGUAGUCAGUGUCCGUAGGUGUGGCAUAUGCUUUGUACCUUCCAAGUGCAAAGUACUUCUACAAGACUAAGCUUACACUCACCUUAGAUAAUGAGCAGGCAGAAGCAGUCGAGAAGUUCGUAUAUCUGGGUAGCUUGCGUAAGUGCUGUUGAUGGCAUUAGUGAUGAGAUCCAUUGAUGUAUAGUUAAACCCGGAACAGCUUAUGCGAAUCUGGGCCAUCCUUGGCGCCUUCGUGAUGUUACUCUGGUUGUAGAAAAUCGGAUCUACAACGCGUCAGUGACAGCAGUUUUAUUCUAUGCUUGUCAGACCUGGCCUCCGAGUUGAGGAUGUGAGAUGACUCUGUGUUUGACCAUCGUUGUCUCCGAAGGAUUGCUGACACCCGGUGGCAAAACCAUGUUAACAGUGCAGAAGUUCGGCAUCGUGUGUUCGGGCACAGAGACGAUAAUCCAAUUGGUGUCACCACCUUGAAACAUCGGCUACGAUGGUUUAGUCAUGUCCUACGAAUGUCGUCCUAGAGAAUCCCACGCCGUGCAUUAUUUUCCGACUCUGCAACCUAUUGGAAAGAGCGAAAAGGUGGUCAGUGUAUGACAUGGUGUCGUGGUAUGAGAGAAAUAUGUACAGGACUGGCUUCUCUCAGUCCUUCACGACUCCCUGGUUGGGGUCCUAGAGAUGAUGCAACAGUGAUUAGAGACGUUAUUUGACAUGGUUUAAAAUAGAAACCAGUGGCAAUCCUAUUUUAACUCCCUUUUACUUUCUUCGUUAAAGUAAACGUAACUUCUUCAAUUAGGAUUCUGGUUGUAUUUUUCCCAACUGAGCUAUUUCUCCCAUAGUAAUAAUAAUUAUUCACUCAUACACUAUUUUCUGUUCGUUGUUGUUUUUCUUUUUGUUAUACGUAUUGUACAUUCUCUAUCUCCUCACAGCCUCAUUGCUACUGUGUGGCGCAUAUGUAUUAGGUUCCCCGUUAUUCCAAUGUCCAUGUGUCCAAAUGAAAUAAAAAAAAUAGAAGUAGGGACAUGGGUAAAAGUGUGAUCUUGAUUAGUUAGUUAGAGAUUCAGUUUUGGUGAUGAAUUGAGUGAUCCAUGUUGUACACAAUACUCUGACGUUCAUUGUCUGGUGUUGUCUUGAGCUUUCUUAAAAUCCUGUUCGUAGAAACAAGGAUUUUUGACUUAUCAAACUGUUGAUUAAGACCUUUUUCUCUUCUAGUAGUGCUUGGAGUUUUAGUAUACAUACUGUUGCAACACUGGCAGAGAAAUCCAAUUCAGGGCCUCUCCGCAGAAAUAUUGAGUAGUAGGGGUAACAUAACUAACUUGAGUGGUUGGCAGAGAUCGGACUAAUCCACCACUCUUUCGUAAACCGAAUUAAACGGAAUUCCAUUUGUUGGGGCUCCUAAAAAUUUUACGGGUUUCCCUAUGUUUAUGUAUGUGAAUUGCGUGGGUUUCGGCUUGUGGGGUAUAUAUAUGUGGGUAUGUACAGAGCGUACACGUGUGGUUUAGCAAAGCGGACGUAAGCUGAAAUGUCUGCCCUAUUUCUUAUAAAAUCUCUGGCCUAAUCCUUUAGGUCGAAGACAUAAUAAAAAGAGAUGGCAGCAAAUACUAGGGAGAGGUGACCAUUAAUGUUCCUUGAAAGAGUGCUUAUGCCUAUAGGUAUAUCAUGAAGUGUAGGGUCGAAAGCCUUUUACCAGCGAUAUGCACGUAAUGCGUAAGUUACCGUCACUCGUAUUAAAUGUUUCUAAAGGAGUGGUAACCAUCUACCCUUCCAGGUGGGUAAAUAUACUUACAUGUAUGCUAUGUGAUGGAUGAGUGAAAACUUGUAUGUUACCGGUGUAGAUGUAGAUUAUACUUACCUCUGGUGAGACAUCUGCGUGCCUAGACCUAAGGGUGGGUUUAUAAACCUUAGGAAACGGAAACCGUUUCUAGAAAACCAGUCGGGUUCACCGGCUAAGGCUUGACCAACCUUGACACCGUACUGUGCAUAUUACUAAUUAGACUAAAGGUAAAAUAUAGGACAGUUUAAAGAGGAAGUGCACAAGACGAAAUUUUUGAAACAGACAAAUAAUGUACGUAAGUGAGUAUAUGCCACACAAGAAUAGAACCUAAGAUAUACCAAAAAUUGCAACGUUACCUUUGACCAUCCUAGCAAGCGACUUCGCGUGUAUUUAGUAAUUUAUUCAUAAGUCCCGCGUUUGAAAGUUAAUGGAUUUGUGUAUGUUGCAUUUGAAGCAACUAGUAAGAGAACAGUUGGUCGAAACAUUUUCUUCCGUCAUUCUGCUUACCUGCUUUCUGCCCUCACUCCGCUUUGCACGUUCUCCCAACAGUUAAAAUACCUAAGUGGAAAUAGCUAUUAUUAAACGGUUUGCCAAUGUACAAGUUCUCAGUGAUAACUGUCAAUUACCCCUACUCCUCAACUAGUAACGUUUGAGUUCACAGAACUUGGUUUUCAUUAUUUCCUAUUCUAGUAUUCAAUCCUACUUGUUAUAUCCAAAUUGCUUUACAGGGUUAACAAUAAAGUCGCUUCGUCAGUCAAACUGGUAUGGCUGUAAUCUCAGAUAUAAGAAAGCCAAAGACACAUAAAGGGAAAAGAGUCUUAGAGCGAAGAGCUCCUAAAUUAGUAGAGAAUGACAAAUGCACCCUUGUCAUAAAGGGUGGUCAUACAAGUGACGUUGUUAAUACGUUUCUCAAUGAUUUAGUGAGUCGUAUGUAUUUGUCUUUUUAUUAUUAGUGCGCUUUGAAAAAACCACUUGUUUAUCGUUUAAAGUGGAAAAAUAGAGUCCUCCCCUUCGAAGAUUUAUCAUUUAUUGAGAAAAUGUGUAAUAAGUUCGACUGCUCAAUGUUUGUCGUUGGGAUGCAUUCCAAGAAAAGACCGCAUAACAUUAUUUUUGGAAGGCUGCAUGAUGGUGAGCUACUAGAUAUGUUUGAACUUGGCAUAAAAAUGUACAAACCGAUAUCGGAUUGUAAAGUAACUUACAGACUAGUAAUACUAACUCCUCUUAAGGACAAAACUCUCAUAUAUGGAGCUAAGCCCAUGUUAUUAUUUUCUGGAGAGUUGUUCAACUUAGACACAAAACAUAUGACUUUAAAAUCUUUGUUAGUAGAUCUUUUCAAGGGCCCAACAGUUGAGAAGAUAAGAACAUUAGGUGUUGAACACCAGUUCCACUUUGUUUUGUCGUCAGACAAGAAUUUAUGUCUUCGCGUCCGGAAAAUUACCCUGUCAACAAAAGGCAAAACAAACUCAACUGAACUCAAUGUUCCACCUCUAAAGACUCCAGAUGGUAAAGUAGUUCAGAUUACACUUGAAGAUGCUACCCCAAGUGCUGACUUUGAUCUACGACGAGUAUCUUUGCCGUCCGAGGACAAAUGGAAACGAGCUCAUCGUGUACCCCCUGAAGUUAUGAAAGGUGACAAAACGCCUAAAAAUAAAUCUGUCGAUGUUUUCGGUAGCCGAAUAGGACGAGUUCAUGUUGGCAAGUCUUCUGAACUAGAGAAUUUACGACCUGGAUCUACCAUCCGAACUGCUCUGACCGGGCAUCGAAAACGUGGUUUUGAACGAAUAAAAUCUGGUGUCAGCAAAUCUAAAAAAAUAUCAGCUCCUAGUGACCUUAGCGUUAGCAAACGGCGUAAACUGUUUACUGAUGCUUAACCAAAUACACUUUUGCUCUC